GAGGGGCGAGGUACCAGACUUUGGAGAGAGGUCUCAUCUGAACCCGGAAUUGGUCCUGAACCGGAUCCCGAGCCUGUUGCAGAGUGGUCAGCAUGCUGCGCUUCCUGGUUCCCCGGCUGCUUUGCCUCCAGGGCAGGACUGCCCGGUACUUCUCAGCAGCAGCCCUCCCAAGCCCAAUCUCCAACCCAGACAUCCGCUACAACCAGCUGUUCAUCAACAACGAGUGGCAAGACGCAGUCAGCAAGAAGACCUUCCCCACGGUCAACCCCACCACCGGUGAGGUCAUCGGGCACGUGGCUGAAGGGGACAGGGCCGAUGUGGACAGGGCAGUGAAAGCAGCCCGUGAGGCCUUCCGCCUGGGGUCCCCGUGGCGCCGCAUGGAUGCAUCUGAGCGGGGCCGGCUGUUGAACCGCCUGGCAGACCUAGUGGAGCGGGAUCGUGUCUACUUGGCCUCCCUGGAGACCUUGGACAACGGGAAGCCUUUCCAAGAGUCUUACGCCUUGGACCUGGAUGAGGUCAUCAAGGUGUACCGCUACUUUGCCGGCUGGGCUGACAAGUGGCAUGGCAAGACCAUCCCCAUGGAUGGCGAGCACUUCUGCUUCACCCGGCACGAGCCUGUGGGCGUCUGUGGCCAGAUAAUACCCUGGAACUUCCCCUUGGUCAUGCAAGGCUGGAAGCUGGCCCCGGCCCUGGCCACAGGCAACACCGUGGUCAUGAAGGUUGCAGAGCAGACCCCCCUUUCUGCCCUGUACCUGGCCUCCCUCAUCAAGGAGGCCGGCUUUCCCCCUGGGGUGGUGAACAUCAUCACGGGCUACGGCCCAACAGCAGGAGCCGCCAUCGCCCAGCACAUGGAUGUUGACAAAGUUGCCUUCACCGGCUCCACGGAGGUGGGGCACCUGAUCCAGAAGGCUGCCGGCGAUUCCAACCUCAAGAGAGUCACCCUGGAGCUGGGUGGGAAGAGCCCCAGCAUCGUGUUGGCCGAUGCCGACAUGGGUCACGCCGUGGACCAGUGUCACGAAGCCCUCUUCUUCAACAUGGGCCAGUGCUGCUGCGCGGGGUCCCGGACCUUUGUCGAAGAAUCCAUCUACGAUGAGUUUCUCGAGAGAACCGUGGAGAAGGCCAAGCAGAGGAAAGUUGGGAACCCCUUUGAGCUGGACACCCAGCAGGGGCCCCAGGUGGACAAGGAGCAGUUUGAACGAAUCCUGGGCUACAUCCGGCUGGGCCAGAAGGAGGGGGCAAAACUUCUUUGCGGUGGGGAGCGUUUUGGGGAGCGUGGUUUCUUCAUCAAGCCUACAGUCUUCGGUGGGGUGCAGGAUGACAUGACGAUUGCCAAGGAGGAGAUCUUUGGGCCCGUGCAGCCCCUGUUCAAGUUCAAGAAGAUCGAAGAGGUGAUUGAGAGGGCCAACAACACCAGGUAUGGCCUGGCUGCUGCCGUGUUCACCAGGGACCUGGACAAGGCCAUGUACUUCACCCAGGCCCUGCAGGCCGGGACGGUGUGGGUGAACACCUACAACAUCGUCACCUGCCACACACCCUUCGGAGGCUUUAAGGAAUCUGGCAAUGGGAGGGAGCUGGGGGAGGAUGGGCUUAGAGCCUACACGGAGGUGAAGACUGUCACCAUCAAGGUUCCUCAGAAAAACUCAUGAGAAUGGUCACCACCCAGACCCAGCCCAGCCCAGCCAUGCUACAGCUAUCUAGACUGGGCGCUUGCUUGCCAAUUUUUUUUUUUUUUU
This is a messenger RNA of Ictidomys tridecemlineatus (thirteen-lined ground squirrel), 1733 nucleotides long. RefSeq names its product aldehyde dehydrogenase 1 family member B1 (gene Aldh1b1). NCBI's taxonomy places the organism in Eukaryota, Metazoa, Chordata, Mammalia, Rodentia, Sciuridae. The record is from RefSeq and is a predicted model, not a curated record. Gene Ontology annotation, molecular function: oxidoreductase activity, acting on the aldehyde or oxo group of donors, NAD or NADP as acceptor.